Saccostrea cuccullata (small rock oyster) is the source of this 2361-nucleotide messenger RNA. RefSeq lists its product as uncharacterized. The transcript has 14 exons. Lineage: Eukaryota; Metazoa; Mollusca; Bivalvia; Ostreida; Ostreidae. Gene Ontology annotation, molecular function: protein binding. Bases 151 to 2202 code for a protein of 683 amino acids. The record is from RefSeq and is a predicted model, not a curated record.
AUAUAGACCACGUUUGAAUUUCAAAUUCCGAUGCAUGAGCAAAUGAAAUGAAUUUUAAAAGAACAUUUUCGUGUGCACAUUUAUUGAAAAAUUUGUGAAAAAGGUGUAAAUAUUAAAAGCUUGUGAAAUUUAGCAAGUGUAAAGUGUAGCAUGGAGAGGAAUAUUUUGCGCAAUCAUUGUCUUUGGCAGAAAAGCUGGACUGGUCCCCCACAGACAAUACCAUUUCGGAGUUUAACUCCGCGAAGUUCAACGAUCUCCAACAGUUAUUCCACGAUUUCCAAGCCUUCUAAACAGGGCGGACGUGAGUCAAAUGAUUCUGUUCUUCGGCGAUGGAAAAGUGUCCCUUCCGAGUUAGGACAAUCCCUGUCAGAUGAAAGGGAACCCAUUUCAAUGGCAGAAAUGUUGGACAACAGGAGACAGGAGAGACGGUACAGGAGGAAACCCUGGACUGAAAAAGUGACCAUCAAACACAACAAUCCCAAAUACAAUAGAGAGUUUCUCUACGGAAGCUUUCUUCCAUCUGAUUUAACGGAUGUGAAACGCAGAACAAGAAAGUAUGUCACCAACUCAAAGUAUGGAGACAUCUAUGAACUAAGAUAUGAAGUUGAUAAAGAGACAAAGACAGAAAAACAGCCCUUCUCCCGCUGGCUCUGGGAAAAGGAAUACAAAGUAUGGUUAUCAGAAAAGAGUCCACCCAGAAGUCGAUCUGAACACAGUUCUCGACUGGAAAUGACGUCUCCCGUUAGAAGUAAAACCCCCAGCAGCAGUAGAAGCCAGGAGCCAGGGGGUGGGGCCAGUUCUUUAAACAGAUCUAUCACACCGAGUUCGAAUAGCAGAUUUGCGAAAAAAGGAGCACCAGAUCCACAAUUUUAUGCAAGUUACCAUUCUCACCGUUUGCAGCAACGUCGACGUAAUGACGCGGCUCGUUUGAUCCAGGCAGUGUUCCGGGGAUGGAGCGUCAGGCGCUUCUUACAGAAACUUAAAAGAAAGGUUCGCUUGGAACACCUCAUGUCUUGGGAGAAUUUUGUAAACGAUUACAAAAACCUGAUCAAACGGGUACAAGAACGAUAUGACGUCAAGAGGCCAUAUUGUGGGGUGGAUCUAAAGGAACUACUGGCGUUCCUCGACAGUAAACUAAAAUAUGAACAAACCUUCCGAAAAUUGGCUUAUGGUGACCGAGUCCUGAAGGAAGAUUUGCCAGAAUUCUUUACAGCGUGUGAUCUUCAUCCGACCGAAGGUGAAAUUCAACAGGCUUUCGAAAAAGUUUUCAAAGGUGGAAACAAUUCAGGCGAGGUCAUAUUUGUUUUGGACUGUUCGACUAGCGUUACGCCUAUGUGUUUUCACUAUUUGACCCAGUUUGUUAAGAGUGUAGUCGAAUCGUUUACGAUCGGUCCCGACAACAUCCGGGUCGGUGUUAUUCCGUACAGUGAUGACGUAUACCAAGCAUUCGGAAUCAAUAGAUACAACAUGACCUACCAAAUAUGUAGUGCAGUUGACAACAUUGCCCACAACGAAGGAUUGACCAGGACAGAUCUCGCCCUUAAAGAAAUGAAGAAAAUGUUCAUGUGUGCCAGGCCCGGGGUCCAGAAAACAGGAAUCGUCAUCACAGACGGGAAGUCAUCAUGUCCCGAGAGAACGUCACAAGCCGCUAGACACGUCAAAGAGGAUAACGUCAACGUUAUUACCAUAGGUGUUGGAAGUCAGGUAGACAUGGAGGAACUGAGACACAUUGCUUCAUCGGCUAAGAACGUCUACAGCGUUUACGACUACAGUUCCAUACAUAGACUGAAAGACGUCAUAGCCAGGAGAACAUGUUUAGAUGACAGUAAGCAAUUUAGUCAUAAGUUUGGUGAAAGUUGUCGCCCUUUAGAGCGACGAGAAGUUAUGGAAAUUCUUUGGACAACCUAUCCCCCAUCAGCCACUAAACUUAACAUACGGUCAUCUCGAUGGGUACGCCCAAUGUCAAAAGGCACCGAAGCAUGGACUUUACUUGACGAGAAAGUGAAGAAAUCAACCGACAUAAACACCUGCUUACAACUAGUGAUCAAGACAAAGAUAGAACGGGAGGGAUUUAUAACCCUCCCCUCAGACGUACGGGAGGGGGUGGAGCAGGUGUCAGACCCAGAUAUUGCCUUGGAUAUGGUUAACAAAUGGAUAGCCCAAAAACAGAAGGAGGGAAGUAAAUUCAAAGGGUUAAAUUAGUAACUGUGGAAAAUAUGCAACUCGCAUUUAUACUUGUUAUUGAUACUGAAAAUUGACUUAUAGUUCAAUGUACAACUUGAUCAAUGGGGAAAAAAUCUGGAUUGUUUAUGUAGAUCUAUUUGAAAUUCUUUUCUUUUCUCCAAUUUUUAUGUCUUUCCU